This is a messenger RNA of Trypanosoma theileri, 1359 nucleotides long. Its product is annotated as putative isocitrate dehydrogenase. Gene Ontology annotation, molecular function: NAD binding; magnesium ion binding; isocitrate dehydrogenase (NADP+) activity. Gene Ontology annotation, cellular component: mitochondrion. Bases 1 to 1359 code for a protein of 452 amino acids. Lineage: Eukaryota; Euglenozoa; Kinetoplastea; Trypanosomatida; Trypanosomatidae. The record is from RefSeq and is a predicted model, not a curated record. The transcript has a single exon. Gene Ontology annotation, biological process: isocitrate metabolic process.
AUGUUCCGUCGUCUAGUACGUGCCACACCUUCCAAUGCUCUCGUCGCCACAGCAGCGGCAGCGGCAGCCUCAUCAUCAUUACCAUUCACAUGCAUGACAACCAGAAGGAAUAUGAGUACAACACGUCCUUCUUUGGAACGUAUUAAAGUUACGGGUAAAGUGGUGGAUAUGGACGGUGAUGAGAUGACACGUAUUAUUUGGGCUCUCAUCAAGGAGAAACUCAUUCUUCCUUAUGUGGAUGUUCCUAUUGAAUACUAUGAUCUUAGCAUCACCAGUCGUGAUGCCACCAAUGAUAAGAUUACGGAACAGGCAGCGGAAGCUAUUCUUCGUUAUAAUGUGGGAAUUAAGUGUGCCACUAUUACCCCAGAUGAGGCUCGUGUGAAGGAAUUUAAUCUUAAGAAGAUGUGGAAAAGCCCUAAUGGAACUAUUCGUAAUAUUCUCGGUGGUACUGUAUUUCGUGAACCCAUUAUUAUUAAGAAUAUCCCACGUGUGGUUCCACAAUGGGAAAAUCCUAUCAUUGUUGGUCGACAUGCCUUUGGUGAUCAAUACAAGGCAACAGAUGCGGUAUUUCCCCCUGGUAAAUUGGAACUUGUGCAUACACCAACCGCUGGUGGUCCCCCAACGGUGUUGGAAGUAUAUGAAUUUAAAGGCGAAGGUGUGGGACUUGCAAUGUACAAUACCCGUGAAAGUGUAGAGGCAUUUGCCACGAGUUGUUUUGAGUAUGCAAUUAUGCGAAAAUACCCGUUGAUUCUCACCACUAAAAACACCAUUCUAAAGAAGUAUGAUGGACUCUUCCUUGACACCUUCCAGCGUCUAUAUGAGACCAAGUAUCAACCACAGUUUGAACAGCUUAAACUCACCUAUGCCCAUCGUCUCAUUGAUGAUCAAGUCGCCCAAACCCUGAAAGGCACUGGUGGAUUUGUGUGGGCCUGCAAGAACUACGACGGCGAUGUGCAGAGUGACAUUGUUGCGCAGGGAUUUGGAUCGCUGGGCCUCAUGACUUCCGUUCUUCUCUGCCCGGGCGGCCGCACCAUUGAGGCGGAGGCCGCCCACGGCACCGUCACCCGCCACUACCGCGAGCACCAAAAAGGAAAAGAAACGAGCACAAACUCCAUCGCCUCCAUCUUCGCGUGGACCCGCGGACUCGCCCACCGCGGGAAACUCGACGCGAACACGGCGCUGCUGGACUUCAGCGCCACCUUGGAGCGCGCAGUGGUGCGGACAGUCGAGGCGGGGCACAUGACGAAAGAUCUCGCACUCUGCGUGCAUGGGCAGAAUUUGCAGCGGGAGCAUUACGAGACAACAGAGGGAUUUCUCGACAGCGUCGCGGAUGAACUCGCACGCACUCUGAAGGCGUAA